Messenger RNA from Magnolia sinica, 2875 nucleotides. RefSeq lists its product as uncharacterized. The record is from RefSeq and is a predicted model, not a curated record. The coding region runs from base 358 to 2508 and encodes 716 amino acids. Lineage: Eukaryota; Viridiplantae; Streptophyta; Magnoliopsida; Magnoliales; Magnoliaceae. The transcript has 2 exons.
GGACGGCGCCACCUAGCGUCUCGGAAACUUCCUGGGAAAGACUUUCGCAGGCAACCCGCGUCCCCCUGGCCCUACAUCUGUCAUUUAUAUGGCAGAGAACGACGAAGAUGUUCCAUCCACCAAAGGCAGAGAGCAGCUGAGAUAGGUGGUUCGAGCUCGUGCAGGAGCAGCUGCCAUUCUGCGCAGGGCCAUUACUAAGAGAUAAGGUCGGCUACUUUCUAUGGUGGUAGUGUCUUGAUGAACCCUCAGCAGAAGCGGAUUGGCUGGUGUACCGCGCACCCCCGACCUGGCUAGUGUGUCGACGUUACCAAGUUCUCUGGGUCUCAUCAUGAUGAGGCGAAUCAGAAAGUAAAUGGGAUGGUGGACUUCACAGACAACCAAAAGAAGCUGUGGAAUGAAUGGGGAGUAAUCAACCUAGUCAUCUUCAGCCUCUUUUUGCAAAUCUUCCUCACCUUCUCUGCACCUUUCAGAAGACGAAAGAAAGGCAAAUGGGUCUUCCCAUUCAUCUGGGCUGCCUACUUGCUAGCCGACUGGGUCGCCACUUUCGCCCUUGGAAGCCUCUCCAACAGCAUCCAUGGUAACCCAGAAUGCAAUGACAGCAGCGGCACCAAUAAACACGUCGCCUCCUGGCACUUCUUUACAGAAUGCAAUGUCAGCCAUUCCACUAACAGCAGCAGCACCAAUGAACACUUCGUUUUCUGGGCUCCAUUCCCAAAAUACAAUGUCAGCCGUUGCACAAAUGGCAGCAGCACAGAUGAAAAUGUAGUAUUCUGGGCUCCAUUCUCAAAAUGGAAUGUCAACCAUUGCACAAACAGCAGCACCAAUGAACACGUCGCUUUCUGGGCCCCCUUCCUUUUGCUACACCUAGGUGGACCCGAUACCAUAACCGCACUCGCCCUUGAGGACAACCAGCUGUGGCUGCGUCACUUCCUAUCUCUCCCAAUCUAUCUCAUUGCCGCUUUUUACGUCUUGGUGCUUACACUCCCCAAAAACCGCCUCCUCAUCCCUACCCUCAUCAUUUUCAUGGUCGGGAUAGUCCGGUACAUCGAACGCUCCAUGGCCCUCUUCCUUGCUAGCACCUAUGGCUUCCGCUACUUGAUUGGAAGGGAUAAAGAGCCACAUCAAUCUAGUGGUGGUGCAGUCCGGCCUAUGCCCGAUCGAAGAAGGAUCGACAGGACCGAGGCAGUGCAGUCCGCUCAUAGAUUCCUUGCUAUCUAUAAGUGCCUCGCCAUCGACCAUCAUCUUUUCUUCUACGUGCGGGAGAAAAGCCGCUCCUACUUCCAAAGCCUACACCCGAAGGACGCCUUUAGAAUAAUCGAGAUCGAACUAGGGUUGCUCUUCGACAUGAUUUACACUAAGGCCACGGUAAUUCACAGCCGCAUGGGCCUCAUCUCGCGGAUCAUAUGCUCGUCUUCCAUUACCACUGCCUAUGUGAUCUUCUUGAUUAAGAGCCUUGGUCAUCUAAAUACCUAUCCUGUUAAUAUGGAUAGCUGUGUCAUCACUCACUUUCUCUUCAUCUGUGUUUUCUUACUUGAUAUGUUUGCCUUUGCGAGCCUCAUAGUCUCUAACUGGAGGGUCUCAUCUCUCAGACAUCCAAUGGCUAGACGAUUUGCGAGCCUGGUACAAGCGAGGCAGCCUGCAUACAUGUACCAGUAUAAUCUGAUAAGCUAUUGUCUACGCCGUUACUGGACGUGGAACAAGAUGGCGAAGCUGCCAUGGAUUGGGGAAUUUACUGACCAGCUUAGAUAUACUCACGACAUGCCUGUCUCUGCCAAGCUCAAAGACUUCAUCUUCAGCAAUCUAUUGAUCAAGUCCAGAAGGACCACUAGCUUAGACGACUUCAAGCAUAUGUCCGAACACAGAUGGGACUGGGUCAUCGAUGAAAAUGGCACCAACCCAAUCCCAAGCCGGUUUUUCAACCUUGAAUUGGAAGAUAGCAUUCUGCUAUGGCACAUUGCGACAGAUAUCUGUUACCACUCGAGAAACUGCAACUCCGUAGAUCGAGAUUUCAGCAAGGUUGUGUCGGACUACAUGCAUUAUCUUCUGGUCAUGCAUCCCACCAUGAUCUCAUCCACGGAGGGGACUGGGCAGAUUAAGUGGCAGAGCGUACGCCAACAGGUCACGAGCUUCAUUAACGAUACCAAGGCGAAGAAUGAAAUGGACUUUUGCGGGAUGCUGUGUGAUACGGCUAACAUGGAGAUACUGAUGGGAAUAGGUAGUUUCCUGCUGGUAGAUGCUUGUACGCUGGCCCAGGAGCUGUUGCGUCAGCAACCGAGCAUCGCAUGGAAGUCUAUAAGUGAAGUUUGGGUGGAAUUGCUGUCUUCCGCUGCAAACCACUGUAGUGGCAGGUACCACGCCCAACGGCUAGUUAAAGGAGGGGAAUUUCUCACUUCCAUUUGGUUGUUGAUGGCCCACCUUGGUUUGGCCAAGCAAUACAAGGAUGGAACUGAGUCAGAUGUCGUGGAUAUCACAGAGUUCGAGUCGCGGCAUCUGUUUUAUUGUAUGUAGUAAAAACUGCUUGUGUCAUGCAAUUCGGAAUGAAUCCGAAUCCUCUGCUUGCCACAGCAAGGAGAAUAGUGUUUGUUGCAAUCUUAUUGGGCCACAUCAUCACACCCUAUGUUUAAUGCAGCAGUGCUGACUACGUUAUGACCAAUCACGAUGCAGAAAACAAGAUUCUCGUGCUGUGGCAAGCAGAGGUUCCGCAUUCAUUCGGAAAUGGAAUACAAAGUGUGUACCCUCAUACUUAAUUUACAAAUUAGGACUCAUACACAAUGUACAUUUAAACCAAGUAUUUGUAUUAUAUUUUGAAAUACAUGAUUUAAGUGUACUCUUAAGUGCAGAAGCCCAACCACUUGUCGGGACAUUUUACAUUCAA